AUGCUAAGUCGUGUCGUGUUGCCUUUAUUGAGGCCUCGUGCGGUCACAUCUUCUAUCCGAGCAUCAUUCACAUCUCCUGCGCAUCUGCGAUAUUUCGCUAAUAACAGCAAACCUCCUCUCCCUUUUUCUUCAAAUUUGCUAAAAUCCCAAUCAAACACACCCAAGCCGCCACAGCAAGAGCAGGAGUUUUUAGAAAGCCAGGCGGAAUUUAAGUCCAGCGGGGAUGCUCAGAGGAAUACCGCCCCUGAAUUCACGGGGACUGGAGCCAGCGCAGAUGCAGCACAGACGGGGGGCUCCAAAUCACAGUCAGACGUGCCGAAGGAUCAACCGGAGUUUGAUACAGCCGCUGAUUCUCCGAAAGAUGAGGCUGCGGAGGAACCUUCACAACCCCAGAAACCACUUCCAGAUCUCACACGAGGCAUCCCUUCUACAAUAGCAGAAGAGCUUCAAGCUCGUUCAAAACACCGCCCAACUAGUCUUAACCUCACAGAAAAUGAAUUUUCUGAUGGAGGCGAUGGUGGCGACCUCCCGAAAAAUCCCUACGUAUCAUCCACCGAGCGUCGACGCAACAAAUUAAUUAAUAUUAUGUACGCUGUGUUCCUCGGUGCUGGGGUUGGGGGUACGAUAUUUCUGGGUCGAAAUUGGGAUACGGAGGAAGAGGAGAAGCAGCACAAGGACGCCCCCUCGGGCUGGGGCUUUAAGCUGUUUUUUGACCGUAUUAAGGCUCGUUUCGCAGAUAUAACGAGUUACUACAAGGAUCCGGCUUUUGAGAAAUUGCUCCCGGACGAUGACUCUAUGAUGCGGCAACCGUAUACGCUUGUUCUUAGUUUGGAGGAUCUCUUGGUUCACAGCGAGUGGACUCGGGAACAUGGGUACCGGGUGGCUAAGAGGCCUGGCGUGGACUAUUUCCUGCGGUAUCUUAAUCAGUAUUACGAAUUGGUCCUCUUUACAAGUGUUCCUAGCAUGAUGGCGGACCAGGUUCUUCGAAAGCUUGACCCGUACCGCAUUAUUCGUUGGGUCUUGUUCCGGGAAGCUACCAAGUAUGAGGAUGGUGAACACGUCAAGGACCUUUCCUACUUAAACCGCGACCUUUCCAAAGUGAUAUUGGUCGAUACCCACGCUCCCCACGCCAAACGCCAGCCCGAAAACGCCAUAAUCCUCGAUAAAUGGAAAGGAAACCCACGUGACAAAGAACUUGUGGCCCUGAUCCCCUUCCUCGAAUACGUAGCCGGCAUGGGCAUCGAAGACGUCCGCCCAGUCCUCAAAUCCUUCGAGGGAACCAAAUUACCCAUCGAAUUCGCCCGGCGUGAGAAACUCAUGCGCGAAAAAUUUGAGAAACAGCUCGCUGAGGAGCGCGCUAAGAAGCCCAAGUAUAGCGUCAGCAGUGUUACGUCGCUCUUUGGCAUCAAACCAACCUCACCGACUAUUGAUGGUGUGGAUCCUGUUGCGGGCCUGGAGCAGGGUAAGAUGCUGUGGGAUCAGAUUCGGGAGAGGGGUCAGAAGCAGUAUGAAUUGAUUGAUAAGGAAAUUCGGGAGAAUGGAGAGAAGUGGCUGGCGGAGAUGGCGGCAGAGGAGGAGAAGGCUAGGGAGGAGCAGAUGAAGGGGAUGAGGAAUAGCUUUACUGGAUUCUUUGGGUUUGGUGGUGGUAGUGGUAGUGGUGCUGGCGGUGCUGGCGGUGCUGGAGAUGGCCAGGCGAAGAAAUGA
Paracoccidioides brasiliensis Pb18 is the source of this 1704-nucleotide messenger RNA. RefSeq names its product protein translocase subunit TIM50. Bases 1 to 1704 code for a protein of 567 amino acids. The transcript has 2 exons. Gene Ontology annotation, molecular function: phosphoprotein phosphatase activity. The record is from RefSeq and is a predicted model, not a curated record.